AUGUCGGAUAUUGGCAGCGGUGACGAAGGGAUUUCUAGUCAGAAAUAUCAUGGGCAAAGUAUGGACGCUGGCGGGAAUAAUUUUGACUCCGGUCAGCAGCCACAGGAGCAAGAGUUGGCGACGAAAAUGCUGCAGAUCCAGUCGAAGCGGUUCUACCUGGACGUGAAGCAGAACCGACGCGGCAGGUUCAUCAAAGUGGCAGAGAUCGGCGCGGACGGGCGGCGCAGUCAAAUCUUCCUGGCGAUGUCUACGGCGGCGGAGUUCCGCGACCACCUGUCCAGCUUCAGCGACUUCUACUCGUCGCUGGGGCCGCCCAACCCAGACAACGUGCCCGACGAUGGCAAGCUCAAGUCAGAGAUGAUGCUGAAGGACAACCGGCGGUACUACCUGGACCUGAAGGAGAACUCGCGCGGCCGCUUCCUGCGCGUGUCGCAGACCAUCACUCGCGGCGGCCCGCGCUCGCAGGUGGCGCUGCCGGCGCAGGGCAUGAUCGAGUUCCGCGACGCACUCACCGACCUACUCGACGACUUCGGCAUCGAUGACGGAGGGUUCAAGGGCGAGCUGCCCGAGGGCCGCCAUCUGCGCGUCGACAACAAGAACUUCUACUUCGACAUCGGCCAGAACAACCGCGGCAUCUACAUGAAAGUCAGCGAGGUGAAAAGUAACUUCCGCACCGCCAUCACAGUGCCGGAGAAGUGUUGGACGCGGUUCCGCGACAUCCUGGCCGACUACUGCGACAAGAUGUGCCGCGCGCAUCAGCCCGCCGACUCGCACCAGGAGACGGUGGGAGCGCCGCACCGGAUUUGA
Spodoptera littoralis (African cotton leafworm) is the source of this 807-nucleotide messenger RNA. The record is from the annotation of a GenBank genome assembly. Lineage: Eukaryota; Metazoa; Arthropoda; Insecta; Lepidoptera; Noctuidae.